Onychomys torridus (southern grasshopper mouse) is the source of this 3840-nucleotide messenger RNA. It is a transcript of the gene Bmi1, whose product is annotated as BMI1 proto-oncogene, polycomb ring finger. Gene Ontology annotation, cellular component: PRC1 complex. Gene Ontology annotation, molecular function: promoter-specific chromatin binding. The coding region runs from base 674 to 1648 and encodes 324 amino acids. The transcript has 10 exons. Gene Ontology annotation, biological process: negative regulation of transcription by RNA polymerase II. The record is from RefSeq and is a predicted model, not a curated record. Lineage: Eukaryota; Metazoa; Chordata; Mammalia; Rodentia; Cricetidae.
GCGGGGGGAGGGGGCGGGCGGACUCCGAGCCAUUUUGGAGCCGGUGUCAGUUUCCACUCUGCCUUCAGCGGUGCAUUUUUUUCCACCCUCCCCUCCCCCUCCUCGCCCUGCCUCCCCUCCCCCGCCUCCCCGCCCGCACGCACACUCGGCGCCCCCCGCCCGCCCGCCCGCCCGCCCGCCUCCCCCACGCGAGUCUGAAAUAAUAAUCGUACUAUUAAAGGCAGAGACCGGGCGAGACAAUGGGGAGGUUGGCGAGGGAGCCCCGCGCCGGCUUAGCAACACCUCCCAGCCCCGCAGAAUAAUACGGCUCGGCCCCUCCGCGCGCCCUCCCCCGAGCGCGGCCGGGAGGCGGCGGCUGCGCCGAGGAGGAGGAGAGGCCCUGAGGAGGCGGCGGCGGAGGCCGCGCGGAGGCGGAGGAGGCCGCGCGGGAGGAGGAGGCCGCAGCGCGCGAGCAGGAGGCCGGCGGGGGAGCGGCAUGAGCCGAGCGCGGCGGCCGCGGCUGCUCUCGGCCGCGCUCGGUGCCCAUUGACAGCGGCGGCGGCAGCUCGCUCCAAGAUGGCCGCUUGGCUCGCAUUCAUUUUCUGCUGAACGACUUUUAACUUUCAUUGUCUUUUCCGCCCGCUCCGAUCGCCUCGCGCCGGCCGCUCUUUCCGGGAUCUUUUAUCAGGCAGAAAUGCAUCGAACAACCAGAAUCAAGAUCACUGAGCUGAAUCCCCACCUAAUGUGUGUACUUUGUGGAGGGUACUUCAUUGAUGCCACUACCAUAAUAGAAUGUCUACAUUCCUUCUGUAAAACAUGUAUUGUGCGCUACUUGGAGACCAGCAAGUAUUGUCCUAUUUGUGAUGUCCAAGUUCACAAAACUAGACCACUACUGAAUAUAAGGUCAGAUAAAACUCUUCAAGAUAUUGUAUACAAACUAGUUCCAGGGCUUUUCAAAAAUGAAAUGAAGAGAAGGAGGGAUUUUUAUGCAGCUCAUCCUUCAGCUGAUGCUGCUAAUGGCUCUAAUGAAGACAGGGGAGAAGUUGCAGAUGAAGAUAAGCGAAUUAUAACUGAUGAUGAGAUAAUAAGCUUAUCUAUUGAAUUCUUUGAUCAGAGCAGAUCUGAUCGGAAGGUCAACAAAGAGAAGUCUAAGGAGGAGGUGAAUGAUAAAAGAUACUUACGCUGCCCAGCCGCAAUGACCGUGAUGCACUUGAGGAAGUUUCUCAGGAGUAAGAUGGACAUACCGAACACUUUCCAGAUUGAUGUCAUGUAUGAAGAGGAACCUUUAAAGGAUUACUAUACACUGAUGGACAUUGCCUACAUUUAUACCUGGAGAAGAAAUGGCCCACUUCCUUUGAAAUACAGAGUUCGGCCAACUUGUAAAAGAAUGAAGAUCAGUCACCAGAGAGAUGGACUGCCAAACACUGGAGAACUGGAAAGUGACUCUGGAAGUGACAAGGCUAGCAGCCCAGCAGGAGGUAUCCCCUCCACCUCUUCUUGUUUGCCCAGCCCCAGUACUCCAGUGCAGUCUCCUCACCCACAGUUCCCUCACAUUUCCAGUACUAUGAAUGGAAGCAGCAACAGCCCCAGUGGUAACCACCAAUCUUCCUUUGCCAGUAGACCUCGAAAAUCAUCAAUAAAUGGCUCAUCAGCAACUUCAUCUGGUUGAAACCUGAGACUGUUAAGGAAAAGAUUUUUCAACCCUGAUUUAGAUACCUUCAAAUCCAUUACAGCUUUAUAGAUGCUAAUACAUGUGACUGUCGUCCAGUAUUGCUUUCUUUUGUAGUGACAUUAAAUUUGGCCAUAAAAGAUGAACUAUAUGUGAUAUGAUGCAUCAUAUGGAUGUUAAUUGAAAAGACAGAUUCUUUCUGUAAAGAAUUGGAUUCUGAGAAGGCAGGCAAGAUUGUUUCUGUGUUAGGAAAGAUGUGAAAUGGCUUCUGUGACCAUUGUUUGGAUUGGAAAUGUUCUGCAGUGGGUAGAAACAUUGGGCCAUAGUUUGUUAAUCUCAACUAACAUUGUCGACAUCACAUUCUCUUUGAUUGUUCUUGUUCUUAUGCUGUUUUGUGGACCUGUAGAAAACAAGUGCUUUUUAUCUUGAACUUCAACAAAUGGAAAGAAUAAGCAUAGAAUAAUGCAUUCUAUGUAGCCAUGUCACUGUGAAUAACAAUUUCUUGCAUAUUUAGCCAUUUUAAUUCCUGUUUGAUUUUUACUUCUCUGUUGCUACGCAAAAUGAUCAAAGGAAACUUCAGUUUUACAAUCUGUAUGCCUAAAAAGCGGGUACUACCGUUUAUUUUACUGACUUGUUUAAAUGAUUCGCUUUUGUAAGAAUCAGAUGGCAUUAUGCUUGUUGUACAAUGCCAUAUUGGUAUAUGACAUAACAGGAAACAGUAUUGUAUGAUAUAUUUAUAAAUACUAUAAAAAUAGUGUGUCUCAUGCAUUCAAAAACAGUUGUUAAACUUCUCCAAACUGGUUCGACCUUUGCAGAUACCCAUAGUGCACCCCUUGUUGAGGCUUACUUACACCAGCACAGAAUUUGUUUUAAUGUUGAUGACUAGUUUCAAAUACUUUACCACGUAGAACCAAAUGGCAGAUAUCAUAGUUCUGGCUUUUCUCCAAUAAUACUUUCAAAAUUAAUGUUUCAGUAAAGAAAAAUUUUAACCAAGGCAAAUGGAAAUAUAGUGUUUUAAUUUUCUAUUGGUUAAAAUAGAAUUAAUGUGUUUUUAAAUACUGUUUAUCACUGGAAUUCUAAAGUAGAUUUUUAAGUCAACCAGCUGAUUGCUGAAGGAAAGCAUUUUAUCUACAAUUAUUUUAGUGUAUGCGGCGUAAUAAUAAUUUCAAAUUUAAGAGUUGUUUUCAUAGUUAAAGGAAUCUGCCUUUUCUGUAAUGUCUGGAAAUAGAAGCAAUUUAUUAUGAGUUUCUACAGGUAUUUUGAAAUAGAGCAAACAUGUUGAAUUUAAGAUAUCAAUGACCCACCAAUUCUGUUUUGCUUUGGUCGAACUUAGUGUGUGUUCAUCAUCUAUCGGUUGGUUGUGAGGAUGUUUAUUCUAUAUGAAUAUUGUUUCAUGUUUGUAUGGGAAAUUGUAGCUAAGCAUUUCAUUGUCCCCAGUCUGCAAAAGAAGCACAAUUCUAUUGCUUUGUCUUGCUUAUAGCCAUUAAAUCAUUACUUUUACAUACAUUGACGUUACUUCCGCUUUCUUUAAAGAUUCAGUAAAUGAUGUUUUAUGAAGCUACAAAAUACAUAUAUUUUUAUUUUGACCUAAAUUUGUACAGUCCUAUUGUGUGUGUUGUUUCUAAUUAUAGAUGUAAAAUUUUAAUUUCAUUUUUAAUUGGAAAAAUUCAAUAAAAGGAUAUUCAUUUAGAAAAUAGCUAUCAUCUUUAAUUAAAAAUUUGCUAUGAAAAGCACAAUGUGCAUAAGUUUUGGGAACCCUGUAGUGGAUUACAAGAGCUAAAACCUAAGGAGAAUACAUUGUUGUCUUCAAAUGAUGUUGCUAAGUAAAUGCUUUGUUGUAUAUUGCUUGAAAGCCCAAUGAAAGAUGUAUCUGUUUAUUUACAAUCUCUGAAGCGAAAGUUACCACUGUUUGCCAAUUCUUGGUGAAUUAAACUCAUUUUUCUAGGUUUUUCCUCAAGGUUUUCAUGAAGUUAUCUAAGACAGAAGACAUCUCACCCUCUAUGAUGGACUUACUUCUGAAAGUGCACUGAGGCACUUGAGGCUUAUUCGGCAGUAUGUCAUCAUACUUGAAAACAUUUCCAUUUAUUGUAUCUGGGAAGAGGCUUUUUACCCUUAUUCAAUUUGAAAAAUUGCUUAAGCUUAAAAGAUAUUUCAGUCAAAAACCUGUCUUUUAAUAAAACAAGAGAAAGAUG